Adineta ricciae is the source of this 1926-nucleotide messenger RNA. Lineage: Eukaryota; Metazoa; Rotifera; Eurotatoria; Adinetida; Adinetidae. The record is from the annotation of a GenBank genome assembly.
AUGAUGGAUCCAGCCUCAUUCACUCAAAACACAACGAACAAAAUGAGUGAUUGUGUCCAAGUUAAUUUACGAAUUACUACAAAUAGUAAUCAAGGUGGCCGAAAAUAUAUGGAGGACACUUAUGCUAUUGCUCUUCAACGUCUGAACCCAUCCGAUAAAGAAAGUCCAAUAUCUUUAGCAUAUUUCGGGAUAUUCGAUGGCCAUGGUGGCAAAGAAGCAGCGGAAUUUGCGCGGCAGCAUUUAUGCCAACACAUUCUUGAACAAGAUGAUUUUUGGUCAGAUUCUUCCGAUGACAAUCAGAUUCUCUCAGCUAUUCGGAAAGGCUUUCUUUCAUGUCAUAAUGAUAUGUGGAAUCAUGUCGAAAAAUGGGCGAAAACAUCAUCUGGUCUUACUAGUACAUCAGGAUGCACAGCAAGUGUUAUAUUUGUUCGUGGAAAUAAAUUGUAUAUUGGGCAUGUUGGAGAUUCGUCAAUAGUAAUUGGCGAAGGCAAUACAUUGUAUAAAUGUUGGUCAGCAAAUCGUAUUACGCGUGAUCAUAAACCAGAAGAUCCAUCAGAAUUGAAACGUAUUCGUGACAGCGGCGGCAAUGUGCUUUGCAAAGCGGGUGUUCAUCGUGUUGUUUGGAAUCGACAAAAAAUCAUAUCAUCGUCGAAUUAUUAUCGUAGUGAACAAGUGCGAGCAACGGUUGAAUAUGAACAAAUACCAUUUCUAGCUGUUUCACGUGCGCUCGGCGAUCUCUGGAGUCUGAAUAGACAUACGAAUUUAUAUUCUGUAUCACCAGAACCAGAAUUAGCGGUCGUAGAAAUCGAUCCGAAUAAACAUCGUUGUUUAAUAUUAGCAAGUGAUGGUCUAUGGAAUAUGAUAACGCCAGAAGUUGCAGUAGAAACUGUUCGAAAUUGUGAUGUUAAAACUGAAGAAAUGAUUUUGAACUCUGAGGACGAAGACGAUCGUCCAUUUCGUAAUCCGUCACAUGAAUUAGUUCAAAAAGCAUUAGUUUUAUGGCGAGAACGAAUGUUACGUGCAGAUAAUAUAACUUGCAUUACAGUUAUGCUCGAUCCUCCAGGUCCACCAUUCAGUGAAUGUAUUCUUAACAAGAAAAAACAAAUGUUAUUAUCGAAUUCAUCUGGUUGUGUAGAAGAUACAAAUGAAGGUGAUCAAUCAUCAGCAAUGAUGAUUACGGGUGAAACACCGCAAAGACCAAAGAUUGGUACAGAACGUAAAGUGCAUAUUCUUACCCCAAUUUCUAACGGUUCAACGCCAAUACGAACACCAAAACGUCCUGCAUCGGAUGACAUGACCGAUUUAUCCGAGGACACGCCACGUCGUAAAUUAAUUAAAACCAAUCAACAAAAAGAAAACGAUACAUCACCUCAGUUACCAAGUGAAUCAGUUCCGGCCACGAGUUCAGAUGAGGAUGAACAAGAUUGUUCACCAUUAACUCAACAAUUACCCAAGCCGUCAACAUGUGACGAUGAUUUAGCUCGAAAAGUUGAAGAAUGUUUUCGUACUCAACCUCAUGAUCAGCAAUCUGAUGUCGAAAUGAUGGAAACAGAUGAUGCAAAUCAACAGAAGGGCAAAGCGUCUACACGUCGUCGUUCUCGUUUUCGCUUCUCGUUUUCAAAUAACCAUCAUUCACCUGAAAUCGAACAAGACGAGCAAACAAAACAAUCUCGCUUAUGUCGAACGCAUUCAGCUUCGAUUAUCAAUCAUGAGAAUGAGAAUCAAAUAAAUCCAUCAAGACGACGAAAAUCUUACAGUACAACUGGUUUAGCAAACGAACUGAAAAAUCUUCCAAAUCCGAUCGAACCAGCAACUGCAAUAGCGACAGCACUUGACAAGAAGCCCAAUAAAACGAAACCAUCAUUGGCUAAUCGUGUUAAACGAGCCUUUUUCCGUCCACAUCGUAGUACGAUAACCUCUUCAUAA